AUGACCCGUUUGGACUGCGGGCUUCACGCCUUCGGACGAGGAGUCUCAGCCAGUCACCUCCUCAUCGCACUGCUGAUGGUCCUGGAAAACUGCAAAGCGCUGGGAUUGUCACAUGGAGCAGAGAGAUUUCUGCAGGAUCUGCCUCAGUAUGAAGUGGUUCGCCCCACAAGAGUGGAUGCCAGAGGUCACUUCCUGUCCAACUUCCUGUCUCACCACGCUCGCCGCGUGCAGCGCCGGGAAGCCUCAGACGGACCAGCGGACUCCGAUCGAGUCUUCUACCAGUUGCGGCACGGCGGCCACAGUUUGCACUUUAACCUCACCCUCAACCCACACCUGCUGGCUCCGGGCUUCCUGACGGAGAGACGGUACGGCGGCCUGGAUGGGGCCCAGAUCCAUCCGCCUGGAUCCUCCCAGUGCCAUUUCUUGGGUGAGGUGUGGGCUGAGACCGCUGUUAAAGGAAGUGCAGCCAUAAGCACCUGUGACGGACUGACAGGACUGUUCAAGCUGUACGACGAAGAGUUUUUUAUCCAACCCCUGGAGAAGACGAGCGAUGAGACGUCAGCGCCGCAAGCUCACGCCAUCUACAAACGCCACGUGUCCCCUCCCGCCUGGAGUCCGGUCGUACAGCCCGUCUCAGAGAAACAAGCUCUCAACGGCACCUGUGGAGUUAAGGAUUCCCAUCAAAGUUUUGCAGACAUGGAGAGACAGCGGGAGCGAUGGGAGCACCGCCAGCAGAGGAGACGGAGGAGGAUUCAUCAGCGCUCAGUCAGCAAAGAAAAGUGGGUGGAAACGCUGGUGGUGGCUGACCCGAAGAUGGUGGAGUAUCAUGGGAGCAAAGCUGUGGAGAGCUACAUCCUGGCUGUCAUGAACAUUGUGGCUGGUCUGUUCCGAGAUGCCAGCAUUGGAAACGCCAUCAACAUUGUGGUCGUUCGACUCAUCCUACUGGAGCAGGAUGAGGAUGACUUAAAGAUUACACACCACGCCGACAACAGCUUGAACAGCUUCUGCAAGUGGCAAAAGAAACUCAACAUGAAAGGAGAUGAACACCCGCUGCACCAUGACGUGUCAGUUCUGCUCACCAGGAAGGACAUCUGUGCAGCCAUCAACAUGCCUUGUGAGACUCUGGGUCUGUCGCACGUGGCGGGGAUGUGUCAGCCGCAUCGCAGUUGCAGCAUCAAUGAGGACACGGGCCUCCCAUUGGCCUUCACUGUGGCUCAUGAGCUGGGACACAACUUUGGGAUUCAGCAUGAUGGCAACGGUAAUGACUGUGAACCCAUUGGGAAACGACCUUUCGUCAUGUCUCCACAGCUCCUGUACGGCACCUCCCUGCCCAGGUGGUCACGCUGCAGUCGCCAGUAUAUCACCCGCUUCCUCGAUCGCGGUUGGGGCUGGUGCCUUGAUGAUGCCCCGGUGAAGGAGAAGCUGUCUCUGCAGUCGGUGCUCCCUGGGGUUUUGUACAGCGCUGCCCAUCAGUGUCGGCUUCAGUACGGAUCUGGGUCCCUGCUCUGUGACGACAUGGAUAAUGUAUGCAGCACUCUGUGGUGCACCGUGGGAACAACCUGCCACUCAAAGCUGGACGGGGCCGUGGACGGGACCAGCUGUGGAGAGGACAAGUGGUGCUUCAGAGGGGAGUGUGUGGCAGUUGGAUAUCAGCCCCAGAGCGUGAACGGCGGCUGGGCGUCGUGGAGCCAGUGGUCGGCCUGCUCGAGGACGUGUGGCGCCGGAGUCCAGAGUGCCCAUAGAGAGUGUGACAACCCAGUUCCUCAGUACAGAGGGAAGUAUUGUCUGGGAGAGCGACGGAGGUACAAGACCUGUAACAUCGCACCGUGUCCUCGUGACCUGCCCACCUUCAGAGACAUGCAGUGCAGUCACUUCAACACCAUGCCCUACAAAGGCACGUUCUACAGGUGGGAAGCUGUCAUCAACAGAGUCAGCCCUUGCGAGCUGCACUGCCGUCCACUGAAUGAACACUUUUCUGAAAAGAUGCGGGAUGCUGUCACCGACGGGACGGCGUGCUACCAAGGCAACAAAAGCAGAGAUAUGUGCAUCAAUGGCAUCUGCAAGGCCGUAGGCUGUGAUUAUGUGAUCGAGUCCGGCGCCGUGGAGGACCGCUGUGGGGUUUGUCAGGGGAACGGCUCCACCUGCACAACUGUGAGGAAAACGUUCGAGGAGAGUGAAGGACUUGGCUACGUAGACAUCGGACUGAUCCCAGAGGGAGCCUGGGACAUCCGUAUUGAGGAGAUGGCCGAAGCCGGGAAUUUCUUGGCGCUGCGAAGUGACAACCCCAGCGAGUAUUUCCUGAACGGCGGCUGGACGAUCCAGUGGAACGGAGAGUACAAGGCAGCCGGGACGGUGUUCACCUAUGAGAGGACAGGACACCUGGAGAACCUGACGUCUCCUGGGCCCACCACAGAACCACUGUGGAUUCAGCUUCUCUUUCAGGAGACCAAUCCAGGAGUGCGGUACGAGUACACAAUCAGUCGAAACGUCUCAGAGGACAACGACGCCCCCGCGUCAGUUUUCUUUUGGAAAUAUGGCUCAUGGACUGAGUGCAGCGUCACCUGUGGCACAGGUGUUCAGAGGCAGAUUGUUCACUGUGUGGAAAAGACAACUGGGAUAGUGGAGGAGCACCUCUGCGACCCCGUAACCCGACCUGACGAUAACCAAACCAGCUGUAACAAGGAUCCGUGUCCAGCCAUAUGGUGGGUCGGAGACUGGCAGAAAUGCUCAGUGAGCUGCGGGAGCUCGGGCCAGAUGAGAAGGACGGUGCUCUGCAUCCAGGCAGUAAGUGUUGAGGAGCAGAAAGCCCUGCAGCCCGGCGAAUGUGAACACAUACCAAGACCUGAGUCGCUAACCUCCUGCAACACACACAUCCCCUGCCCCGCUGACUGGACCACCGGCAGCUGGUCGAAGUGUUCUCUGACUUGUGGAAGUGGGGUACGUCGCCGUAACGUAACCUGUUCGAGAAACACAGGUGUUGACUGUGACCCCCAGAAGAAGCCCCUUGGUAUCACUACCUGCUACAUCCAGGACUGCCCACAAGUCGUGGAUAACUUCGGCAUCGACUGGUCUGGAAGUGGCUGGUCGAGCAAAGAAGUGCUCAAUGAAAUAAACUCCAUACCUGAAGUCAAACCGCCUCCCAAGUACAGCACCACCAGGGCCCAGCCGAGAAAUCACAAUAACCUCAAUAACGUCGUCGAGGGAGAUUUCCACUACCACAAUAACAUCGAAGAUAUCGGUCGCCCUGCGGAAAACAGCGUUCAAGUCGAUGAUUUUUACUACGACUACAACUUCAUCAACUUCCAUGAAGACCUGUCGGAUGAUUUUGAGAGCGACGGACAAGAUUCAGGGGACAGUCACAGAUUCAGCGCUGCAGAGGAGGUGAAGCCGACCCACAGCGGGAGAGAAAACGCACACAUGGAAACUACGACAGCUCCAGCAGCCAUUUCUACGAAUUCAAAGGUAACUGCCGACACAAAUCUGGACAGCGUGGAGGAGAAUGGAAAUGCAGCAACGAACGACUCUAAGCAGACCAGUUCUGAAAAUAUGGAUGACUUUCUCUCUGAGGAUUAUCUUCUGCCUGUGUCUACCACUCGCUCACCAAAGAUGUCUACAACUCAGCACUCACAAACACCGAAAGAGACACAUGACCAUCUGUGGUGGCCUGAAACCAUUAGCACAGUGCCUAGUCUGGCCUUCAGCACAAAGCAGCCUACACAGGAUGUGAAACAUGGGGAGGAGGCUGAAAAUAGCUACGAGACUUUCACUGAGGAGGACAAUCUCACUGAGAAUGUCUCUGUGACUCCGAAACAUCCUGAUCCUGGAUAUCAAACCACUAUUAAUGCUGUUGUCGCGACAACAGCGAGUGCUCAGGAGACGCAGGAACAUGGGGAUUAUGAUUAUAGUUACGAUGGGAAAACAACAGUAGUUUUGGAUAUCUCUGCAAACAAAGAAGAUGUAGAGAGUCCAGAACACACGCCAGAAACUAUAAUUCAGGUUCAGACUGAAGUCCAGCUGGACGAGAGUGCUUCAGAAAUACCUCAAACGAACGAUUCGUCACCGUUAUUCCCACCUGCCUUCACAUUGGAGGAUUUGGAUCAGACUGAUUUUGAUACAGUUUAUGCCACUAGUCACUAUUCAUGGGAUACUGACCUCGACCUCAGUACAACCUUACUUCCUGCCUCUGAGAAAUCCACUACUCUUCCUGUUCCCUUCCUUCUAAUCUCAGGUAACCAAGAGGCCUCUGAUGACUCCGCAUCAUUAACUGGAACAGAAAUCGUACCUCCUACGAACCCGGGAGGAGCCACGCAGCCUCCUCCCGCUACAGUGAAACAGAUCCCGACAGAGCCCGCCUUCACUGAAAGAACUGGAACGGAUUCCACAUCCCGAGCUCCAUCGUUCGACUCAGCUGAGUUUGACUACAAUGAAAUAGUCGUUCCCAUGGCGAGGAGCAGCAGUAACAGCGAUCCUGGCUCUUCGUACCAGCUUCCAGCGAAGACAGCAGCCACUCCUCAUAGCACAACACCAGCGCAGCAUGUGGAACCACCGACACCUGCUGCACCCACUUUGCCAACCCAUCCACCCAUUCUGUGGCCGCCUCCAGUACCAACAUUUGUCCAAACAUCAGCCUCCACACAAGCCACCACUGCUGCCUACUGGGUCACCGGCAACUGGAGCACUUGCUCCACCAGCUGUGGUCUGGGUGCCAUCUGGAGGACUUUAGCUUGCAGCACCGGCACAGACUCUGACUGUGAUCCGGCAAAGAGACCCGCGCCAGCCCAGCGAUGUUACCUGCGGCCCUGCUCCACAUGGAAGGUUGAGGAAUGGAGCAAGUGCUCUAAGAAUUGCGAAGGCGGCGUUAAAUCACGAGAGGUCCAGUGUUUUGACAUGCGGGAUCAAAGGCCCCUGCGACCUUUCCACUGCCGGGCCAUGUCCUCCAGGCCUCAGACCCAAACGCCCUGUAACCUUCAGUCAUGUCUCGACUGGUACACCUCCUCCUGGGGUCAGUGCUCAGAGGUUUGUGGAGGAGGUCAGCAGCAGCGUAUGGUCACCUGUCCAGAGGAGGAUCGAUGCGACAGGGACCUUCAACCCAGCAACAUCCAGUCGUGUAAUACUCAGCCUUGUGCUCAGUGGCUUACUGGAUCUUGGGGCGAGUGUUCGGCUUCCUGCGGCGGCGGAGUGCAGCGUCGCCUCAUCAAAUGCGUCAACACAAAGGCUGAGACAGAUGAAGAAGUGGAUCAAGCUCAAUGUGACCACGAGCUGCAGCCGGAGAGCACCCAGAAGUGUAACUCACAGGAGUGCGAGAGCACCCCCUCUGGAGCAGCUUGUGUUCGUGAUCGGCUAACGUUUCGCUUCUGUCAGACUCUCCGCUGGCUCGGCCGCUGCCAGUUGCCCAAUGUGCGAGCGCAGUGCUGCAAAACCUGCAGCCAGCGUUCCCGCUCCAGCAGUGCGUCUCGCCGCUGA
Messenger RNA from Chelmon rostratus (copperband butterflyfish), 5463 nucleotides. RefSeq names its product A disintegrin and metalloproteinase with thrombospondin motifs 7. The coding region runs from base 1 to 5463 and encodes 1820 amino acids. Lineage: Eukaryota; Metazoa; Chordata; Actinopteri; Chaetodontiformes; Chaetodontidae. Gene Ontology annotation, molecular function: metalloendopeptidase activity. The transcript is spliced from 24 exons. Gene Ontology annotation, cellular component: extracellular matrix. The record is from RefSeq and is a predicted model, not a curated record. Gene Ontology annotation, biological process: proteolysis; extracellular matrix organization.